Elephantulus edwardii (Cape elephant shrew) is the source of this 1824-nucleotide messenger RNA. RefSeq names its product afamin (gene AFM). Lineage: Eukaryota; Metazoa; Chordata; Mammalia; Macroscelidea; Macroscelididae. The record is from RefSeq and is a predicted model, not a curated record. The transcript is spliced from 14 exons. Bases 1 to 1824 code for a protein of 607 amino acids. Gene Ontology annotation, cellular component: blood microparticle; cytoplasm. Gene Ontology annotation, biological process: protein transport within extracellular region; vitamin transport. Gene Ontology annotation, molecular function: zinc ion binding; fatty acid binding; vitamin E binding.
AUGAAACAGUUAAAAUGUACAGAUUUUGUUAUUUUCUUGUUUUUUUUGUCUGAAUUUCUAACGCCACCCUCAAAGGCUCAAGAUGUAGAUAUUUCUCAAGUCACUCAGAAAUUUAUACUGGAUAAUGCUGAAUAUCUCACCAUUAUUGCAUCUGCUCAAUAUAUUCAGGAAGCCACCUUUGAAGAAGUGGAAAUGUUGACAAAAGAGAUGCUAGAACUCAAAGAUAAGUGCUUUGCUAAUGCGACACUUCCAGAAUGUACAACCUCAGCUGGUAACAUUUUACAGGACAGUAUAUGUGCUAAGGAAGACCUGUCACAAAAAUAUAAUUUAUCACACUGCUGCAAGGAGAUUGACCUAAAGCGAAGACUCUGUUUCCUCUAUAAUAAGAAAGCUGCUAUAGGAUUUAUCCCACCUCUUCCUACUAUGGAUGUGGAAGCAAAAUGUCAGGCCUAUCAACAGAAUAGAGAUAUUUUUAUAAACAAGUAUAUCUAUGAUUUUUCCAGAAGAGAUCCGUUUGUCUUCCCCUUGACACUGUUAGCCACUACUGCUCAUUUUGAGGAAGUGGCUAAGGCAUGCUGUGCAGAAGAAGACAAAGCCAGCUGCUUUCAAACAAGGGUGGAACCAGUCACACAAAACUUAAGAGUAAAGUCUUCUUAUCAAAAAAAUAUCUGUGGGGCAUUGAUGAGAUUUGGACCGAAAGUCUUAAAUGCUAUAUACACUGCUGUAAUUAGUCAAAAAUUUCCCCAGAUUGAAUUUAAAGAAGUUGCAUCUCUCCUAGAAGACUUUUCUUCCAAACAUGUUGCCUGCUGCGAAGGGGAUCUUAUACUGUGCAUCACAGGAAUGAACACAAUUAUGAGUCAUAUUUGUACAAAACAAAGUUCUACCUCCAGCACAAUCAGAGAGUGCUGUAAAAUGACAAUUCCAGAUCGUGAAGAGUGUAUCAUUUACAUGUAUAAAGAUGAGCCACCAAAGAACUUAUCUGGAAUAGAUGCAAAAUUUAUGGACAACAAAGAUGUAUGUGAACACCGAGAUGCUGACCGAAAGAGCUUCAUGACUGAGUUUCUUUAUGAAUACUCAAGGAGACAUCAAGAUCUUUCUAUACCAGAGCUUUUAAGAAUUGCUGAAGAGUAUGAGAAGCUUUGGGGAGAUUGUUGUGGAAAAGAAAACCCUUCAGAUUGCUACAGCCAUGUGGAAGAAAAAUUCAAUGAGACAACUGAGAAAAGCCUCCAGAUGGUAAAUCAAGAAUGUGCACGUUUUCAGAAUUUGGGGAAGGAUGACUUGAAAUACCACUACCUUGUCAAACUCACUAAGAUGGCCCCCCAGCUUUCUACUGAAGAGUUGACCAUGCUCAGCGAAGACGUUGCAUCAGUUUUGGACAUGUGCUGUGCUCAGAGUGAGAAGUUUGCCUGCGUUGACAAUUUGAUGAAUUCAGUCCUUGGAGAGUUAUGUGGAGUAAAUAAAAAUCAAACUAUCAACGCUGCUAUAAACCAGUGCUGUACAUCCAGCUUUGCUUUCAGAAGACACUGCUUUGAGGAAUUAGAAGGUGAUAAAACAUACGUGCCUCCUUCGACUUCUCAAGGUUUAUUUACCUUUCAUGCAGACUUGUGUCAGGCACAAAAUGGAGUACUCCAGGAAAAGAAGAACAGGUUUCUUGUUGACUUAGUGAAGCUGAACCCUCAACAUACAGAUCAGGAGCUUCGGUUACUGCUUACACAUUUCACUAAUGUGGUGGAGACAUGCUGCAAAGCAGAGGAGCCUGAAGCCUGCUUCAAUGAGGAGGGUCCAAAACUAGAAGCCAAAAGCCAAGCUACUUCAGAAACAUAA